GCUGACAUUACAGUGCUGUGAACUUAUAGGAAGACCGAACAAUUCCAAAAAAUAGUGUAUUUAAUUUAACUGCCACUUCAAUUAUUAUUAACUAAACAUUGAAAAAGCUCCAGUUUCCUACAUUUAAUUUUUUAUUUUUUUUUUACCUUUAUUUAACCAGGCAAGUCAGUUAAGAACAUAUUCUUAUUUUCAAUGACGGCCUGGGAACAGUGGGUUAACUGCCUGUUCAGGGGCAGAACGACAGAUUUGUACCUUGUCAGCUCGGGAGUUUGAACUCGCAACCUUCCGGUUACUAGUCCAACGCUCUAACCACUAGGCUACGCUGCCGCCCCAUAUCAGGAGCCAAAUGCUUUUAUUACUUCCUACGGUCAAGAAAUGAAAUGUCUCCAUGAAACAAAAAAAGAUGGUGUCUAUAAUCCCAUGGCCUGCACUAAUCUAUUCUUCCCAGACUCAGUCUCUGACCUUGAAGGGUCAGGUCGAUGUGUUGGAGACUCAGUCUCUGAAGGGUCAGGUCGAUGUGUUGGAGACUCAGUCUCUGAAGGGUCAGGUCGAUGUGUUGGAGACUCAGUCUCUGAAGGGUCAGGUCGAUGUGUUGGAGACUCAGUCUCUGAAGGGUCAGGUCGAUGUGUUGGAGACUCAGUCUCUGAAGGGUCAGGUCGAUGUGUUGGAGACUCAGUCUCUGAAGGGUCAGGUCGAUGUGUUGGAGACUCAGUCUCUGAAGGGUCAGGUCGAUGUGUUGGAGACUCAGUCUCUGAAGGGUCAGGUCGAUGUGUUGGAGACUCAGUCUCUGAAGGGUCAGGUCGAUGUGUUGGAGACUCAGUCUCUGAAGGGUCAGGUCGAUGUGUUGGAGACUCAGUCUCUGAAGGGUCAGGUCGAUGUGUUGGAGACUCAGUCUCUGAAGGGUCAGGUCGAUGUGUUGGAGACUCAGUCUCUGAAGGGUCAGGUCGAUGUGUUGGAGACUCAGUCUCUGACCUUGAAGAGUCAGGUCGAUGUGUUGGAGACUCAGUCUCUGAUCUUGAAGAGUCAGGUCGAUGUGUUGGAGACUCAGUCUCUGACCUUGAAGAGUCAGGUCGAUGUGUUGGAGACUCAGUCUCUGACCUUGAAGGGUCAGGUCGAUGUGUUGGAGACUCAGUCUCUGAUCUUGAAGAGUCAGGUCGAUGUGUUGGAGACUCAGUCUCUGAAGAGUCAGGUCGAUGUAUUGGAGACUCAGUCUCUGACCUUGAAGAGUCAGGUCGAUGUGUUGGAGACUCAGUCUCUGAAGGGUCAGGUCAAUGUGUUGGAGACUCAGUCUCUGACCUUGAAGAGUCAGGUCGAUGUGUUGGAGACUCAGUCUCUGACCUUGAAGAGUCAGGUCGAUGUGUUGGAGACUCAGUCUCUGAUCUUGAAGAGUCAGGUCGAUGUGUUGGAGACUCAGUCUCUGAAGAGUCAGGUCGAUGUGUUGGAGACUCAGUCUCUGACCUUGAAGAGUCAGGUCGAUGUGUUGGAGACUCAGUCUCUGAAGAGUCAGGUCGAUGUGUUGGAGACUCGGUCUCUGAAGGGUCAGGUCGAUGUGUUGGAGACUCAGUCUCUGACCUUGAAGAGUCAGGUCGAUGUGUUGGAGACUCAGUCUCUGACCUUGAAGAGUCAGGUCGAUGUGUUGGAGACUCAGUCUCUGACCUUGAAGAGUCAGGUCGAUGUGUUGGAGACUCAGUCUCUGAAGAGUCAGGUCGAUGUAUUGGAGACUCAGUCUCUGACCUUGAAGAGUCAGGUCGAUGUGUUGGAGACUCAGUCUCUGAAGGGUCAGGUCAAUGUGUUGGAGACUCAGUCUCUGACCUUGAAGAGUCAGGUCGAUGUGUUGGAGACUCAGUCUCUGACCUUGAAGAGUCAGGUCGAUGUGUUGGAGACUCAGUCUCUGAUCUUGAAGAGUCAGGUCGAUGUGUUGGAGACUCAGUCUCUGAAGGGUCAGGUCGAUGUGUUGGAGACUCAGUCUCUGAAGAGUCAGGUCGAUGUGUUGGAGACUCAGUCUCUGACCUUGAAGAGUCAGGUCGAUGUGUUGGAGACUCAGUCUCUGAAGAGUCAGGUCGAUGUGUUGGAGACUCAGUCUCUGACCUUGAAGAGUCAGGUCGAUGUGUUGGAGACUCAGUCUCUGACCUUGAAGGGUCAGGUCGAUGUGUUGGAGACUCAGUCUCUGAAGGGUCAGGUCGAUGUGUUGGAGACUCAUUCUCUGAAGAGUCAGGUCGAUGUGUUGGAGAAUCAGUCUCUGAAGGGUCAGGUCGAUGUGUUGGAGACUCAGUCUCUGAAGAGUCAGGUCGAUGUGUUGGAGACUCAGUCUCUGACCUUGAAGAGUGAGGUCGAUGUGUUGGAGACUCAGUCUCUGACCUUGAAGGGUCAGGUCGAUGUGUUGGAGACUCAGUCUCUGACCUUGAAGGGUCAGGUUGAUGUGUUGGAGACUCAGUCUCUGACCUUGAAGGGUCAGGUCGAUGUGUUGGAGACUCAGUCUCUGAAGAGUCAGGUCGAUGUGUUGGAGACUCAGUCUCUGACCUUGAAGAGUCAGGUCGAUGUGUUGGAGACUCAGUCUCUGAAGGGUCAGGUCGAUGUGUUGGAGACUCAGUCUCUGAAGAGUCAGGUCGAUGUGUUGGAGAAUCAGUCUCUGAUCUUGAAGAGUCAGGUCGAUGUGUUGGAGGGCAGUAGGAGGAAGAAGGAAUACUAG
Messenger RNA from Oncorhynchus keta (chum salmon), 2689 nucleotides. RefSeq names its product uro-adherence factor A-like. The transcript is spliced from 4 exons. Bases 389 to 2689 code for a protein of 766 amino acids. NCBI's taxonomy places the organism in Eukaryota, Metazoa, Chordata, Actinopteri, Salmoniformes, Salmonidae. The record is from RefSeq and is a predicted model, not a curated record.